This is a messenger RNA of Naegleria fowleri, 1377 nucleotides long. RefSeq lists its product as uncharacterized. The record is from RefSeq and is a predicted model, not a curated record. The transcript has a single exon. NCBI's taxonomy places the organism in Eukaryota, Heterolobosea, Eutetramitea, Acrasida, Naegleriidae. Bases 1 to 1377 code for a protein of 458 amino acids.
AUGUUUCAGUCAUCACAAACGUGUCGAUUAUAUUUGCAUAAAAGGUCCAAUUCCCUUGCACCUUCCGCUUGGCUAUUGCUGGCUCGAAACAAUAGUUGCAUCACAAACAAUUACAGAAGGUCAUUCUUUCAUUCUUCACUUCUUCAACUCAAUCAAAAUUCGCAACAACAACCCUCGGAUCCCAAUUAUGAUUCAAAAAAACAAUUUUAUGAACAAUCUCGAUCUGUUCUCUCCGUCUUUCUCGAAUACAAACAAUUCCUCAUUGGCUCUACUUUUCACUUCUUUGGUGAUUUUAUCAAGUACAGAGAAAUGAGAAAAGAAAUAUCUUAUCGACCUUUUCGAGUAGCCUCCAGAAAGGAACUUUUAUUUAUGAAUGGAUUUAGAUUUGAUUGUGUGAAAUUAUUGAUACCAACUGGACUCAUUUUACUCCUAUAUCCAAAGUUAUUAUUGGCUUAUUUACCUUUGUGUUAUUAUUAUCCCAGCAUUAGACCCUCAUACUAUCAGAGUGAAAAAUUGAAAAAGGCAAUUCGAGAUAACUCACACCAAAUGAGAAAGGAGCAAAGAGAUGUAAUUAUUCAAGAAGUAUUAAGACAAGUAUCAUUACUUUCUUUUGGAAGUAACAAUGCAAAGGCAUUGCAAAAUGGUGAUGAGACUGACAAAAUUCUAAACGACCAAAUCUCUCUAUUAUUGUCAGUCAUUCAAAAAAUUAAUGCUCUCAAAUCUCAUCCAUUGCCUCUUAAGAUUUUACCAAAUUUAGACUCAUUAUUGAAGGAGCUAAAGCAAUUGGAUCAAUCUGAAUUGUUCACACAACAUCUAACUAUAGACAAAUUGUCAGACAAUAUUAUCGAUAGCUUGUGUAGAUAUAGUUUUGUCGCUCGUUUGAUUUUUAAUGGAAUUAGUGGAGUGUUCAAAUUGACAAAUAGUGGUUCUAUUAUAGGGAGUAGAUCUGGAGGGUUGGAGUCGGGAAUGCAUUCUCUCAAGUAUAUGAUGAACCAUCUGUUCAUGGGAGCGUCUGCAACAAGUAUCGACUUUAUUCGAAGAAUGCUGCCUCAACGAUACAAACGAAAAUUGUUGAAAUAUUAUGUGCAUCUCAUUCGUGAAGAUGACAUGUUCAUUCAUCAAGUGUUAGAUACCAUGAGCAUUAAGGAAUUAAUUGAAGCAAGUUACGUAAGAGGAUUUGUUCAUGAGUGGAAGUACAAAUUCAGUGGUGAGGAUGGAAAAAGCAGUUCUUUGGAUCAACCCUCAUCGACUCAUGACCUUAAGGUCAACCACAGAGCAGUUCUCGUGUCAUACUUAAAAUUGUGGUGUGAAUUUAGCUCUAAUGUUCAAAAUGACAAUUUGUUGUUGUUUGUGACAGUUUUGCUGUUCAUUCAUUGA